Molecule: messenger RNA, 3112 nt
Organism: Conger conger (European conger)
Lineage: Eukaryota; Metazoa; Chordata; Actinopteri; Anguilliformes; Congridae
Gene: rims4
Product: regulating synaptic membrane exocytosis 4
Exons: 6
Coding region: 220-870 (216 amino acids)
Biological process (GO): calcium ion-regulated exocytosis of neurotransmitter; regulation of synaptic plasticity; positive regulation of synaptic transmission
Cellular component (GO): presynaptic membrane; cytoskeleton of presynaptic active zone
Molecular function (GO): small GTPase binding; transmembrane transporter binding
Source: RefSeq, a predicted model, not a curated record
CUGAGAGAGCUUGGUAUCAUUCAGAGCGAGGUCAAUCUAUUAUUAAAUACCUGUUCAGUUCCCUUGGCUGUAAAUCAGAGAACAAACAAGAUAAUUAACUCUGAGGUUUAUUGAUAUCUGAAAGAAGUUGAUGAAUGUCCGCUACUGAAGCCAAACUCAGAGGGACGGCGGUUGAAGGGGACAAUCCAGCGCAGCACCGAGACGGGCUUGGCGGUGGAAAUGCCCAGCCGUACGAUCCGCCAGGCCAGCCAUGAGUCCAUUGAAGACAGCAUGAACAGCUACGGCUCAGAGGGAAAUCUGACCUACAGUAGGAUGUGCCUGUCCUCAGAUGCCCAGUUCAGCGACUUCCUGGAUGGAAUGGGCCCGGCUCAGUUUGUGGGCCGACAGACUCUGGCAACAACUUCAAUGGGCGAUGUGGAGAUCGGCCUGAUGGAGAGGAACGGAAAACUGGAGGUGGAGAUUAUCCAAGCCAGAGGGCUCACCGUGAGGCCUGGAUCAAAAGGCCCCCCAGCUGCUUAUAUAAAAGUGUACCUACUUGAACAUGGUAUCUGCAUUGCCAAAAAGAAGACCAAGUCGGCGCGGAAGGCCUUGGAUCCACUCUACAACCAGGUCCUGGUAUUCUCAGAGAGCCCUCAGGGGAAGGUUGUACAGGUAAUCGUUUGGGGAAACUACGGACGCAUGGAUCGCAAGUGCUUCAUGGGCGUGGCUCGCAUCUUAUUGGAGGAGCUGGAUUUGUCGAGCAUGGUGAUUGGCUGGUACAAGCUUUUCCCCACCUCCUCCAUGGUGGACCCCACCAUGGCGCCUCUGAUCCGCCACUCCUCCCAGCUGUCCCUGGAGAGCACAGUGGCGCCCUGCUGCGACCGUUCCUAAUACCGCCACCGGCUGGCUUCGUUUUUCUUUUCCGGAACUCUCUCAUUGCCUGCCCCGCCCUUCCCAGGGUCCCCCCCCCCUCCCCCCUCUCCGCGUUUGGGACGUCAGCAGGCCCGCUCCGAGGAAGCGCCGGGCAGGUGUGGCGCGCAGAAAAAUUUGACGCUUGAUUGGUGUUUCCAUGGCGACGGAAACUCGGACCAGCACCUGAUUCGCGCCGCUGAGCUGGGCUUUGCUCCCAAGCGCCCCGUACGGUCAGGGGUGGCGGGUUCCUGGGUUUUGUCGAAUCGAAACGACGCUCACCCUAGCUCACCCGAGGACGACUAUCCAUCACGGAGAUUACCAUCCGGAACGCUGCCUCCACGUUUCUGCCACACCGUAGGGCACGUGCAAUAUCGGGGCGACGACCGACAUCCAUGGCAACAGGCCCGAGGGCAAGGCGGGAAGGCAUCCUUAGUUACGCAAAGCCGGUUAUGCCCUUUCACCGACGAUCCAGAGCUCGCUGUCACACACUCGGGUUUCGGAGGCUGGACUGCAUUCACUUUCGCUGUUGUGUAUCUGAAUUUCUGCUCAAGAAGAAACAUGAAUGUUUGUCUUUGAAGCUUGGCUCGCCCCUUGAUUUAUUAAUAUUUAUUAUAUAUUUUUCUUCUGUUUACUGUGCCAAUUUACCAGCAAGUGUCUUUACUUUGUGGCUUGUGCCAUUGUUCUGUGAAUUAAGAGUGUCUUCUUGGACUGAAACAUCAGAUGACUGCUUUUAAAAGAUACAGUAUAUUGAAGUAUUAGAAUUAGGUUCAGUACUUUUCUAAAUAUUUGUUAUCCCGUUGAAUCAAUGUGAAACAUAUCUGUUGGAUAAGUCAAUAACAAUAACAUUUGAACUUAAAAAAAGCAUUGUAUGUCAUCUGACAGGAAUCAUCUGAUUACAAAGCUGAAGCUGCAAGCUAAAAGGCGAAGAAUUGAAAUGAGUGUACACACAGCGAAAUAUUAGCUGAACGAAUGUUCAAUUUAACGGGCUAUUUGUGCACUUUAUUGUCAUUAUUUAUUUAUUUCCUUUUUUACAUUAUUGAUAAUCUGAUGUGAGCCAAAGUCUUUUGCUGUAUUGAUUCGUAAUUUUAAAAAAGAGAGACACAGGUACACAACUGGACUUUGGUAGCACAGCAAUCUUGUAGCAUUAGCGUUCAGCAUGAGAGACUAUAUAGCUUAAUACAAAAUAAUAAGGAAGAUUUAGAAAAGCAUGGGAUUGUUGUUACUGGGCAAUUGCCAGAAAUAUUUUGCUUGACAAACUGAAAAAUCAUGAAGUAGGGAUUAACGAUGUAGCAGCAGACUAAAGUAGUUAAUUAUAGAGGCAAAUUUGCAUUGUACUGUGAAGAAUACAGAAGUGAAAUCAUAUGUGUUUUUUUUUUUACAAUGAAUGACACAUUAUGAUUAAAAAACACUGAAAUAAGAAAAAAAAUGUUUAAAAAUUCCAAUCUGGGCUACUUUAUACCAAAAUACACAGUAAAGAAAAGAUGCAGGAACAUCGGUCCUUUUUUGAAAGCAAAUUCCAACACCAACGUUGAAACAUCAUUUCUUAAUGCAUCGUACAUAACAUAUUUCUCUAUUGCUUACAACAUGGAUUGCAGGUGUUUUACAUGUUUACAGUUUAUCAUGUACCACCUUGGAUCGCCAUGUAAAAGUCAAUUAUACAUACAAAAGAGAAAUUAAACUUGAAUUGAAAAUAAAGCUAUUCUAUUAUAUAGUUUUGUAAUAAGGAUAUUGUAACAUUUAUAAACAAUGUGCAUUAUGACAGACCACUAAAUCCGAAUGAGGUUUUGUGGCAAGACCACAAAACACUUUAACAUUUUUAAACAAAGUAAAAUGUUUCUAGCUGCUGGAAAAUGGAACUUGAAUCUUCGAGAAACCAGUAAACAGCAAUCAGAAUGUUUUAUAACUGACACUUUGUACAGUGUAGCUGAAAGGGCAUUGCAAUGUACUCUGCACCUACGUUUUAAUUUAAGAACUAUAAUUUAUGAAGCAAUAAUUAACAAGCUCCUUAUUUCUUCUGGUAUUGCCUGAUCAGAGCCAAUAACCAAAUGUUAUUUAAAAAUACAAUAAAUAUCAUUUCAAAAUAAAUAAAACAUGCAUGAUUAAUUAAGUCAGCACACCAAUGUGUUUUUUUUAAUUUAAAUUAUUUUUUAUUUAAAGACUUUAUAAAAUAAUGUAAUGGUAGUCUGAGGAAAACAUUUAAAAAAUAAUAUGUGAAAUUCAC